AUGAACGCUGUUGAAGACCAGAAUGGCGAUGUCGAUCGUGUUGCUCUUUACAACGUCCCCAUCAACAAAUCGAUGGACAGACUUCUGCCGAACAACGCGAUCGUGGCCGUAAAAGAGCCUUUCUAUACGUCUACAAUAGACGGCGGAGUGCUCAUCAGAAUCGAUCAUCCCUCGGACUUGAUUCAGCUCAGGUCGGACAGCACCUUGAUACCUUCCAGCAUGAAGCCCGUUUCGAAGACGAGUCUCAGCCCUAUCGAGCUGAAAGAAAUGGGGAACGAGGCUUUCAGGCGGCGUGACUGGGAGACCGCUGCGGAUUGCUACUCCACAGCUCUGGGCAUGAACCUGGACAACGACGACCUGCGUCGCACUCUGCAUAGCAAUCGCUCCCAGGCUCGCAUAAAUCUUGGGCACUAUGAGCUAGCCAUCCAGGAUGCUCUCGUAGCCAUAGAACAAGGAGAUCAUGCUUCCGACGAGAACAAGUCGCAGAAUCGGAAGUCACUUCACCGUGCUGGCCGAGCUGCAUACGAAUUAGGCGACUUCUUCGCGGCCAAGCAAUACUUCUCCCGAGGAGUCGAACUAUCUCCCGAGAACAAGGAUCUGUUGCUGCAGCUUCAGCGAACAGAGAAACGCAUGAAGGAACAGAACAUCGGCGAGUUCGAUUUCAUAGCCAUGUCGAAUUCGGCGACGGAAGACAAUACAGUCUUGGAUCAUGCCUCAUUCCUCGGAAACACUAAAGUUGCCUCUGCAGAGGAUCACGGACGCGGACUGUUUGCUACCAACGAUCUGGCUCCAGGAGAUGUCAUUCUGGUCGAGAAGGCGUUCUACGCUACAUUCGAGAGAGAUGUUCCGAAGGAGAAGUCUGUAAUCGUCGACGUGAACAAGGGCCGAAUCAGCCUGGAAAGGCAAGCCGAGCGUAUUUACGGUACGAUUAACAAGAUACUCCACAACCCCAAGCAAGCAAGCCGCUACCUGGAUUUGUGUCAUGGUGGCGAAUUCCAGAACAAGUCUCUCAAGUUCGUGGACGGAAUGGCCACCGUCGACACGUUCCUCGUGCAGGCCAUAGACAGACUGAACGGCUUUGACUUCCCCGGCAUCAAGUCAACUAAAGACGGUUCAGGAGAAAAGACCAUAGCUGCGGGAAUAUGGCUGCACGUGUCUCUUGUCAACCACUCCUGUGUUCCAAACGCUGACCGCAGCUUCAUUGGCGACAUGAUGGUCGUUCGCGCUACCAGGGGCAUCAAAGCUGGGGAGGAGAUCAGUUUGAGCUACCUGGUUCCCAAUCACUCCUAUUUGGAGCGUAAAGAGCGCCUGUAUUUCUACGGCAUCGAGUGUGAUUGUCCGCUGUGUGAGGUUGAGAAGUUCAUGCCCGCUCAGGUACUCCGCAAACGUGCCACACUCGUCGAUGAGGUCAAUCAAUUCCUCUCCACAAAUGGUACCGGACCUCCGUCAACGCUUCCUGCCUCUGCAAUCAAGAACGCCGAAUAUCUCAUGACACAAUUGGAGGAAACAUACCCCGAGGAGCUGUACCAGCACCUUCCACGCCUGGCAUGUGUCCGUCUCGCACGCUGGCUGUGCUUGGUUGGUGGUCCGCCAGAGCAGCGCCUCGAGAGGGCGCUGCGAGGACUCCGAAACUACGGGUACUUUGUCGAAAUGAAGGCAAACGGUAUCACGGUUGAUCGAUCAUCUGCCAUUGUCGAGUCUCGGAGCCUGGCCGCUCCCACCAUCGCAGCCUCCGCAUGCAUGGCGUCGGGCAAGAUCGGCGCUGCUCGGCAGUUUCGGGAACUCAGAAAAGAGAUGUAUACCAUCCUCUACGCCUGUGAAAAUGGACUUGACGACAAGUAA
This is a messenger RNA of Diaporthe citri, 1842 nucleotides long. RefSeq lists its product as uncharacterized. Lineage: Eukaryota; Fungi; Ascomycota; Sordariomycetes; Diaporthales; Diaporthaceae. The transcript has a single exon. Gene Ontology annotation, molecular function: protein binding. The coding region runs from base 1 to 1842 and encodes 613 amino acids. The record is from RefSeq and is a predicted model, not a curated record.